Molecule: messenger RNA, 3505 nt
Organism: Phlebotomus papatasi
Lineage: Eukaryota; Metazoa; Arthropoda; Insecta; Diptera; Psychodidae
Gene: Dna2
Product: DNA replication ATP-dependent helicase/nuclease DNA2
Exons: 5
Coding region: 123-3452 (1109 amino acids)
Biological process (GO): replication fork reversal
Cellular component (GO): cytoplasm
Molecular function (GO): single-stranded DNA helicase activity; 5'-flap endonuclease activity
Source: RefSeq, a predicted model, not a curated record
AUAACCUCACAUUUCCCUUGGCGGAAAUUAGCGGGCCGGGCGAUAAGAGUCCAGUCCCGCAAUAUAAUCACUGCAAAAAGUAGCAAGCGGCAAGGACAAUUGUGAAAUAAUUCCCCGGGAAUAUGGAUCCCAGCAAAAAGCCACGUUUGAUUGAGGAAGAUGGAAAUGGUGUGCCUUUAAAUGUGAGUGGAUGGGAUGAUUGGGAGUUAGAGGACAAGGAGAAUUGCUCCAACAAUGCGCAACAGCGUCCGGGGACAAGUGCACCUAUCAAAACCAUUGAUCUCACGCGAUGGAGGCGAUGCGAAGUAAAGUCCGUGACGAAAUUCGACAGAGAAAUCCAUCUGAGCCUCAUGGAGGACGAUGUGGCACCGGAAAAAGCCCAAACAGGCCAAUUGAUCCUCUAUGACACGUGGAUUUCGACAGAAAUCAAUCCAAUGGAUACAGUUUCUGUGAAGGCGGUCUGGAGCCAGGAACAGCAGUGCCAUGUCAUAACACGGGACAAAGGGCUUUUGGUGGUGAAUCCCGAUGUUCUGGUGUCAGGAACUUCUCUCCUAGGGUCACUGUUUUGCGCCCGGAAAGGUGUCCUCGGGGAGUAUUUUAGGAAAAUAACCCCAGAAGUACAAAUUAUGACUAUUGGAUCAAUGGUCCAUGAACUUCUUCAAAUGUGCCUUAAAAAGAAUUUGGAGACUCAAGAACAAAUCCUAGAAGAGUGCCGAGAUUUGCUAGAAAACCAAAAGACAAUUUUUCAAAUUUAUUCCGCCACUCUUGAAGCACAAAAAGCUGAGCAGGAAAUGAUGAACUUUGUGCCAAAGAUUUAUCAGUUCAUUCAACGGUAUUUGUUGAAUCAACCGAUGCCUCUGUUUCAGAAGUGGGAUAAUUUUGGGGGAACGAUUGAGAGUGUGCAAGAUAUUGAAGAGAAUAUCUGGAUGCCUCAAUUGGGGCUCAAGGGCAAGGUGGAUGUCGGUGUUCGAGUGCGAAAGAGAACUCCUGGUGGCCUUGAAGUCGUUAAGACAAUACCAAUGGAAUUAAAAACCGGCCGAGCGACUUUUUCGCUAGAACACCGAGGCCAGUUGACCCUCUAUCAAAUGAUGAUGGGUGAAUUCCACAGAGAUACAGAGUCUGGGCUGCUUCUGUAUCUCAGAGAGGGUAUUUUGAGAGAACUUCAGCCCACGUGGAAUGAAGUAAGAGAUCUGAUAAUGAUGCGCAACAGAUUCAUUGGAUACUUGGCGUCUGAGAAAAUUUAUAUGAAUGAUGAGGAACCCGAAUUCAAGCUUCCAGAGCCAAUAAGUCACCCAACUGCUUGUUCAUCUUGCCCACUGAAUACAAUUUGCAGUGUAUUCCUACUUAAAUCUGAUCAAAAGGAUCUGGUAACGCCUCAACAUUAUCUUCACAAAGUUCUUGAGAAAGUGACUGAACAUUUAAGUGAAAUGGAUGCAGAUUACUUCAUCAAUUGGGUUCACAUUGUAUUCUAUGAACAUUUUCACGAACACGAAACCUUUAGUCAUGAAAGAAUCUGGACCAAAACACCAGAAGCACGGGAAGUAGAGGGCUUUACUUUGGCCUAUUUGGUCAUCUUGACCAACCCCACUCUCCAGGGAAAUCGCUACGUGACAGAAUUUCACGUGGAUAAAUCCCGUCCGGGAGGCAGUAAAAGGGAUUGUCUUACAGCGGGAUUCUCCCUUGGGGAUUAUUUGAUUGUUAGUACAUCCCAGAAAAUUGCUGUGGCCACUGGGACUGUCCUUUCAAUUGAUCCAUGGAGCAUCUGCUUGUCUCUCGAGCGCGAUCUUCGAGCAUUGUAUCGCCAUGAAGUCUUCCAUAUUGAUCGCUUCGAGAGCAAGAUGAGCAUGACAUUCAAUUUGACCAAUUUGGGAGCUCUGUUGGAGAAUACUGAGAGGAGUAAUGAACUCAGGAGGUUGAUUGUGGAGAAAAUUCCUCCGAAAGGUUCACCCGACGUCCAAAGGAUUACUCACGAAGCUUUCUGGAAUUUGAAUGAUGAUCAAAUGGAUGCUAUCGUGAAGAGUGUCCAUUUGCAGGAGUACAUGCUUCUGGAAGGACUGCCAGGAACUGGAAAGACUGAGACAAUUAUUGCCAUUGUGAGAUAUUUUCAUCGCCAGGGGAAAUCUGUUCUAAUCACAAGUCACACAAAUGCUGCUGUGGACAAUUUCCUGGAGCGUCUGAUACCAUUUGAUGUGCCAUUUAUGAGAUUGGGAUCUGUGUCUAGAAUCUCACCGAAACUCCAUCACUACACAGAAUCCUUCCUCACGCGCGAAUGUUCCACAGUUGAUGAUCUCGAUGUUGCUUUCUAUCGCUGCGGAAUUGUGGGAGUCACUUGCAUGGGAUGCAAUCAUCCUUUGCUCAUCCAGAGACAAUUUGACCUGUGUAUUGUCGAUGAGGCUACUCAAGUUUUCCAGCCGACCAUCUUGAGGCCACUUUUAUCUGCUAAAAAAUUCAUUCUCGUGGGUGAUCCUCAUCAACUGCCACCGCUCAUAAAGUCUGACCAAGCUCUGGAAAUGGGAGGCGGAGAGAGUCUCUUCAAGCGCCUUCAAACUCCGGAAUCUGUGGCUACGCUCAGGGCUCAAUAUCGUAUGAAUGCAACAAUAACGAGCGUUGCCAACAAUCUUUCCUACAACGGACUCCUAUCCUGCGCCAAUGAUACAGUAGCCAACAGUGUUAUUCAGUAUGCUCCUGAAAUGAUCUUUAGCGAAGAGAGCACACCUCCAUGGCUGUACAAAACGCUAAGCACGGACCUCAACAUGGCUUUUAUCUACGUGGACACGGGAUAUACUACUGGACGUCACAUAGACCUCACCAAGCAGAUCAACAUUGAUCCGUCUAGCAAAGUAGAGCUCAAUUUUCAAGUGGACUCCUUUCCGGACACCAAUGUCCAUCACUUGAGCACGAAUAUUUGCGAAGCUGCCCUGUGUCUGUACAUUGUGCGGUCGCUGAAUGAACUGGGAAUUGAUUGCAGGGAUAUUGGGAUUAUUGCUCCAUUUAGGGCUCAAGUGAUCCUCCUGCAGCAACUGAUUGUGAAGUUCAAUGAGGUUUUUGGCUUUUCUUCGGGGACUGGAGUGGAAGUGAAUACGGUGGAUCAGUUUCAGGGCAGGGAGAAGAGUGUGAUUAUCUAUUCGUGUGUCAGCAAUUGCAACACGAAGGAUCACUUGUGCGAAGUGGACAAGAGGAUUAUGGGGAGCAGUGAACGGUUUGCCGUGGCUAUGACUAGAGCAAAGCACAAGUGCAUUAUUAUUGGGAAUUAUUCAUCGUUGGAAUUUAUCGAUCCCUUUCGGAACUUGAAGCAGGGAAUGCUUCCGGAAGGAUUUAUCAGACUGACAAAUGGGGAUUUGGGAUUCAAGUGGCCAGACGUUUUGCGUCAUUUUGUUGAUGUUUACAGGAAAAAUUAUCGCCUCCUGGAGGCUCCAAUUUUUCACACAAAGGAUUCUUUUGAUGAUUUUUGAAGUGUUUUACUUUAUUUUGAGGGAAUUACAUUAAAUCGCUUUGACUGUGCUUA